GAAUAUUCGCUGUCUCUUCUUCAGAUCGGGGUCAACGGUCUCACUAGCUUCAUCUCGUUAAUUACCAAGCCUUAUUGUUACACAGCAAGGUUGCAUGUAAUUAUCACCACAGCCAUGUUCCUGGCUAAGCCUCGCUAUUAAUAGAAGCAGAAUUCUUAACUUGAGUCUACGAAUAUGUCAUAGAUCGCAUCACGAAGAUGCGGCGAAGCACACGUUUUGUUUGUGUCUCAGAUACGCAUGCUUACACCCCUUCUGAGGCCGGCUUCAAGUUACCAGCUGGAGACGUCUUGAUCCAUGCGGGCGAUCUCACCAACCAUGGUAGCAUGGCUGAGCUCCGUAGGACUAUGGAUUGGAUCUCCGCCGCUGAUUUUGAAGUUAAGAUCAUUGUCUGUGGAAAUCACGACGUCACGCUGGAUGCAGAGUUUUACGCCCGCCACGGCUCGAAAUUUCAUGGUCAGCAUCUCGAAGACCCCCAGAAAUGCAUCGAACUUGUCACCGAAGCAUCCAAGUCUUCCAUCGCAUUUCUCAGGCACGAGUCAGCACUAGUUCGGCUGAAUCGGCCCAACGGCCCAAACACGGUUUUCAAAGUCUUUGGCUCCCCAUACUCCCAAUCAUCAGGAACCUGGGCUUAUGGAUACGACUCCUCGGAGGCAGCUCGACUCUGGAGCAGUAUUCCAUUGGAUUCGGACAUUGUGGUAACACACACACCUCCCCAUUCACACUGCGAUCGUCACGAAGCAGCGGGCGUAUCAGUUGGCUGUGAAGCUCUCCGUCAGGUCUUGAGCAACGUUCGACCGAUGCUGGCCGUGUGUGGCCAUGUGCACGAGUCGAGAGGCUAUGAAAGAGUGCAGUGGCUCCCAUCAUCUACACCGUCACACUUGGCAUCAACCACACAUGGGCGGGCAAGUCAAACCAUUCAGGGCGUCCUCCCUCCUCGAGAAAGUAAAAAGCAGAGCCUCGUGGACCUUACCGGGAAAAGGUCACCAAAGCUAGACAAUGACGGUUUCUUUGCUGAGCAAGUGGCAACGUCAUUCAGAACAGUUUUCCAACCGAGGCAGAAGGUCAAACUAACUCCACUGCCUGAUCCGUCGUUGCCUGGUGGACUCCACUCGCACAGACGCGAGACUUGCAUCAUCAAUGCAGCGGUCAUGGCAACGAGCUGGCCUCAUCGAGGAGGGAAGAGGUUCAAUACGCCCAUCGUGGUCGAUCUAGACCUCCCGACAGGGAGGGGAUUUUGAGGAGCAACUCUGAAGUGCACGGGCUCAGAAAUAUGACGCCUAGCGUUCCUAGAAGCACCAAAGCAUCAUCUCAGCUUACUGUGUAGUACUGCAUUGGUUUCUGAGGUUCUGAUCCCAUCGAGGAUCCCGCGAACAGCUUGAGCUUUGACCCCGGUUUGACGUAUCCGUGGCUGUUUUAGGUUGUAUGCGUUUGUAGUUGCCUUGGAACAAAAGAAGAAGACUUUUCACCCGGACAGUAGGUCUGAUCCGCUCCUUUCUACUUUGGGCAGACGCCUUAACAUGAUUAUGACAUGAUUGGAGAUCCAUAUGAAUCGUCGGAAAAGGAUCGUUGGUAGUAAGAAUUUACAUCAAGAGCUAGUGGCAGCAAGGCGGGGUACUGGGAAUAGUGAUGCUUCAUGGCUUCCUUGCUCAAUGCGCAGGGUCGAAUCGUCAUUUGACGACAUCAGACCAGGAUCAAAAGUCACCCAGUGGAAGCAGACAGGG
Molecule: messenger RNA, 1721 nt
Organism: Aspergillus saccharolyticus JOP 1030-1
Lineage: Eukaryota; Fungi; Ascomycota; Eurotiomycetes; Eurotiales; Aspergillaceae
Product: metallophosphatase domain-containing protein
Exons: 4
Coding region: 198-1238 (346 amino acids)
Molecular function (GO): hydrolase activity
Source: RefSeq, a predicted model, not a curated record